AUGUUCGGCGUCCGGGGGAGAAGACGACCGAUUGCGUUCCCGCCGGCCGUUGGACGUGGACCUGCAGAAGGAGGCCAGAUGCCGUUGCCGAGGACGACCGCCGCCGUGCCGGAGCUGAUAAUGGCGCGCGUGACAGUGGUGAUGGACCCCACUUCUUUCUGGGCGCAAGUCGGAAAAGAGGAGACGCUGGCAGAGUUCGACCAGACGAUGGCUGCUCUCAGCAGGUGGUGCGAGGAGAACGGAACCAGAGCCACCUCUCUGCCCCUGGUUAACGAGCUCGUGUGUGUGAAGGGGGCGGGGUCUGGGGAGUGGCUGAGAGCCAGGGUGUCCAGACAGAGUUCAUCAGUCACCCUAGACAAUGCUAUUGCUGUGUUUGGUGUGGCACUGGUGGACGGACUGGUCUGGUCUGGUCCGUGGCACCGCAGCUCUGCACAGUGCCUUGUCAAGCUCUACAGUGCUCCCUGUCUGGGGCACAGCCGGUCAGUCUCCGGUUCCUAUGACAUCGUUCUGUGGACCGAUGACAUCACCCUCUCGCAGGUUGGAGCCGGGGAGGUGUGGUCAGAUGAAGCCAUAGCGAGGUUCUCUGACCUGGUGACUGGAGUACCAGUGAAGGCGGACAUCGUAAGUGCACAGGCAAUGGGACUCGUCUUACAACUCCAUGUCAGAGUUACGUCUGAGCCCGUGUCCUCUGUCGCGAAUCUCGAGGAAGAAAAAGCGGGCGACGAGGAAGAUGAUCGUGGCAGCUGUACAUAUCCUGCUGCAGAAGUUGAGCUGCAAGAAAAAGUGGUUGGGUUGGCAGUGGAAGGUGAAGAAGGCACGGUUGGUUUAGCAAUGGAGAGCGGUGGGACUGAGGAGGUGACGGUGGGCGAUGAGGAAGAGGAGAGAGUGGCUGGUAUACAGGAAGAAAUUUCGAUGGCCCAAACUGUGGAGCUAGUGACCAGCAAAGGACCGCUGGUAGUGAAAGGUAUGGUGGAGCAGGAGGAAGAAGGGGAGGAGGAGAGGGACGGGGAGAGUACCUCACCUGCUGCUAGUGAUGACGACGAAUGGGACGAUUCUCUCUUGGACCAGUCGCUAGACCCUCUUAGAGGAGGAAACCUUAUGGUGUUGGAGCUGCCAACGAAGUGUGUGGUGGAGGAGGGAGAGGUAGAGGGGAGUGGGGAAGAGGAGAGAGGAGGGGGAGGGGAAGAGGAGGAAGGAGGGGAGGAGGGAGAAGAGGAGGCCUGCAUCACCAUCAGUCUCAGCAGGGAGGCGGGCGACAGGGUGUGGAGUGGAGGUGGAGAGAGCAAGGAAGAGGCGUUCGACAGAAGAGGGGAGCUGGAAGGACCAACCAUAGAGAGCAGGGAAACUGAAAGAGAAACCAAUCAGAAAACAGCUCCACCGAAACCGACGGAGAGACCGUUGGCUCUAAGCCCCGUCCCUCCGUCCACUCGACCUGUGCAACUGUUCCCCAAAGAGGGUGUGGCCAAGACACUCGGCACCGCCCGGCCCCCGCAGGCAGGGGGAGAACCGACGGAGGGAGGAAGAGGCAUUCGUGAGAUGAACAGAGACACUGCCAGUAAGGAGGUGGAAUGGCACUACUGGAAACUAGGGAACCACAUGGAAAAGGUUUUGGCAGAACUUGCACCUGAAAAUGCGGAGAGUUUCGGAAAUGAAGUACAGUCAAUUCUCUCUGCUCAUAGUUCUGCCCAGAAGUUGAUGUCCAUCCCGGGAUCUCUCGGCCCUGUCUGGCCGGUUCUCAACUGUGUUCUGAAAGAAGGGGCGAAGAGGAAAGACGACACGCAGAAGACGGUCGUAGUGGCCGUGAGGUCGCUGGCUGCCGUGUUGUGUGUGGACGUGUGCCAACUGCUCCAGCCAGCCGUGAACGAAAUGGCUGAAGACGUGUGCCGGCCCUCUUUCACAGACCAGUCAAAACAGGCCAAACGCAUGUUCUGUGGUUUCAUCGGGAAGCUAUUCCUAGAUGCCGGCUAUUCUGUGAAUAACGACUAUGCCAUGGCCGUGGGGAAGAUUGUGAGGGGUUUUCUCAAUACGUGGUCCAAAUGUCCAGAGAAGAAAAACGAGGGGCAGUUGUUGGCAGAGGUGCAGUGCUUCGGGCAGCUCUGUCGGCAAAUUGGACCCACACUUGACGUGACUAACCGAGAGACGCUGGAACAGUAUUUCAAUGGCAUUGUCAAGAAAAAUAUUCUGACUAUCCAACUCGCGGAGUCUGUGCGAAGCUGCCUGCUGGACCUGGCUCUAGAGAGAGCAGCCGGCUGGAGGAAUGAGGAGGAGGAAGAGCGAGGAUGUAAAGUCCGACCUUAUGCGCAGUCCACCCCCACCCCAGCUGCCUUCUCUCAAGACACACCCACCCACUCGGUCAACGGGCAGCGAGUGAUCCAGCCUGUCCCAGUCAGCUCCGCUGGGAAGGCCCCUACCACUCCAUCAACACCAGCUACCCAUCAUCUGCAGCAGAUCUCCCAUCAGUCACCAGCCACUCCGUACACCCAGCCACACCCCAGCAUGCUGUCUUCAAGCUCGCUCUCCCUGCUCCACUCCUCCCACAACCUCCCUCAGUCACAGACAUCUCUCCCCCCUACCAGUGGUACCCCCACUCCGUUUCAGGCUGGUCUGCACCACCAUGUUACUCUACCUCCACUAACUGCCAACCAGCAGGCAAACAACGUACACGUGGAAGCUUCCUUCACAGAGGUGGAAACAAUGCUGCAUGUGCUUGGUCUCCGUCACCUCACAGACUGCUUCAAGAAUGCCAUGUUCAAUGACUCACUGAUCAAUGUGGGGAACAUGGAAUUUCUCCGAAGUGGGCUGAAAGAUGCGGGGCUCCACCCGGGAGAGGUGGUUGCAGUUCUUGACUAUCUGGAGAGAAGACAGAGGCCACGCCAAACAACCGAACCUCCGAGUCCCCCCUCUCCACACUCCUCCUCGACUUCUUCCGGUGCCCCCCAUGAUCAGCACCCCUCCGUUUCACGCCACCAUUCUCUACCUAACCACUCUGGUGGGACCGUCCACACACAACAGCAGUUUCCAAUCUCUCGCCAGAGCUCCUACCCUGACAUUCAUCCUUACAGUCCCUCUGGCCUGCCAAACACUCCCCACUACUCUCCCAGCAACCCUCAGCCUCAGUCGUUCUGUCAUAGCAACCCUCAGCUUCAGCCGUUCGGUCCUAGCAACCCUCAGCCUCAGUCAUACGGUCCUAACAACCCUCAGCCUCAGUCGUUUGGUCCUAGCAACCCUCAGUCUCAGUCGUUUGGUCCUAGCAACCCUCAGCCUCAGUCGUUCAGACCUCAAAGUUGCACACCUCAGUCACCUGCUGCAUCUGUGUCCUUCCCUCAUCAGAGUUCUCACAUCCACUACCCCCAUGUUCCUGUAGACAGCUACGACCUGGCAGCAGUUCCCCAGCAGAGCUACCGUCCGCCCAGCAACUACCCCUCUACUCCGCGUCCCUUCCCUCCCUCACUCCAACUCCACACCCUUCUUCCCUUCCCACUCAGUCGUCAUUUCCCCCUCCAUCAGCCCGCGGGUAUUCUCAGAAUGAGCCUCCCUCCUCCCCGGCCCUCUCUGCCACCCCAGUGGGCAGAGUCGAGACCCCACUGCCUGGCAGUCCAGCUCCCGUCAGGAAAUACGGGUUCGGCCAGUAUUCGUGUGUCCUCUGCCGAAGCAAGGAGCACUUCACGUCUGGAAGUAUACAACUAUGGAGUGGUGGUGGACGCAGGAAGCAGCAGCAGUAAGGUGCAGCUGUACCGCUGGCCACCUCACACGGGGAACCCUGCCUCUCUCCUCAACAUCCAGCCAAUUAGUGACGAGUAUGGCUUUCCACUCAGGAAGAAAGUUGAGCCAGGUGUAGCUACGUACAGGGAGAACCCAGAGGAGGCCUACCAGAGCCUGGUACCGCUCCUGGACUUCGCCCGGAGCCACAUCCCGGAGCAGAAGUGGUCUCAGACCUCGCUCUACGUCCUGUGCACAGCUGGUAUGAGGUUCCUCGAGGAGGGAGACCAGGCGCUCAUCCUGGGCCACCUGGCACAGUCCAUCUCUCUCAACUACCCCUUCCACAUCCCUCAGGACGGAAUUCAGGUCAUCUCUGGACAGAUGGAAGGUGUGUACAGCUGGCUGACCAUCAACUACCUCCUGAACAGGUUUGAUCCUGAGCACCAUCACUUCAACUCUGAGAAAGCUUCGGGAGACGGAGGGGGUGUGGCAGUAGGGACUGUGGGGUCUCUCGAUAUGGGAGGUGCCUCCAUGCAGAUUGCAUUUGAAGUACCACCAAACUUGCUGCUGCCAGCCAACUCCACCCUCCCUCUACUGCAGGUGGACACGCCGGCCUCCCAGACGGUCGACAUAAACCUGGGCUGUGGGGUGCAGGACUCUAGACACAAGCACCGAGUCUACAUCAACACCUACCUCGGCUUUGGCUCCAACGAGGCCCUCAGACUAUACCGGAAACUCUUCUUUAGGAUCAACAGGAACAAAACUGUCUCAGAGGAGGUGGACGAUCCGUGUCUCCCAGCAAACCUGCGAGAAACUCUAACACUAGGUGACAAGACCCUAGCUCUCAGAGGCACGGGGAACUUCGAAUCCUGCCGGACAGCUCUCAGACCAGUACUGCACGGGAACGCCAGUGUCGAGUGCAGCGACCGGACGUGUAAAGUGACACGCCCAUUCACGAAACCUCCGGUCAAGUACACGAACAUGGAGUUCUUUGGAACGUCAGAGUUUUUCUACACAAUGAGGGACACCUUGAGAAUUGCCGGUCGAUACAGUGCCAGUGACUUUAGCAAGAGGGCCCAGGACUACUGUAAGACAGACUGGAGUUUACUUGAGGAGAGAUUCAAGCAGAACCUCUAUCCUUACGCUGAUCAACACCGCCUCAGGUCUCAAUGUGGCAAGUCGGCCUGGAUGUCACUCAUUCUCCACGAAGGGUUGGGAUUUCCACUGCAGGCAACUCGACUCACCACUGCUGCUGAGAUCAGUCAACACAACGUCCACUGGUCCCUCGGAGCGAUACUUUACCUCACCAGAUACCUCCCACUCAGAGAGAUCCAGCAACAGGCACUGCAGCAGAGUGUCUCACCGCUAGUCUCCACCCACCCUCCCUCCCUCCUCACCACUAUCACCGAGUCCUCCUUCCUCCUCCCCUGCAUCAUGGUUGUCAUGGUCGCUCUGACUCUCCUCAUCUGUCGCCACCGUCGACCACACCCCUCUCCUUCCUCCUCCUACUGUGGUCUUUACUCUCCCAGCUAUGCUGUGGGUGACCUCCUGGGGUCCGGUUCCCAGGCCUCCAUACACCGGAACCUCAGUUCCAGGAAACUCACCAUUGCUAUCCCCUAGCGGAGCUUUAUUUAAUAGGCUAAAUUAAUUUGCUUUUUAUAUCAUCAAUCAUCAUCAAUUAAUAUUUAUUGACCCUCAGUAUAUUAAUAUUGUGGCAACAUUCCAUUUAGCAAGUUGCAGAUUAAAUCAGUGG
Geodia barretti is the source of this 5452-nucleotide messenger RNA. The record is from the annotation of a GenBank genome assembly. NCBI's taxonomy places the organism in Eukaryota, Metazoa, Porifera, Demospongiae, Tetractinellida, Geodiidae.